CGUGCUUGGGCCAACUUUCGAGAUGGACUUCUGCAUGAAUGGAAACUGUAUUCUGGCAUUUGCUCCGUGAUAUUGACGUGGCUUCAGGACGCGAAACGCCUCUCACCGUCCAAGUGGCAAGGGCCUACUAUCCUACUCGCUGCGCCGGCGGCGUGGUGCUGUUGAUUGAUAGGGCCUGCAUCUCGUUCGUCGUCCUUGUCUUCAUACUCGUUUGGGACAACUCUACGGUCCAGAACGAUAACUUCUGCGCUGCGUCGUUCCGUGCUCCUUACGUCUCGGCUGCGUCCGCAAUAGUGGUGACUAUCGCGGUGGUAGCGGGGACUGUCCACUUGAUUGUCAACGUUUCAGCCUUUUACAGGCUCGGGGAAAGCCUCAAUGGCGUCGAUCUCGAGAUUGCUCUUCCGUCUCAAGGCGAGAUGGAGUCCGAGAUGACUGCCGUGGGCAGUGAGGAAUCUCCCGUCACAGAGGGCGGAAGUGAAGAGGAUGUUGAGAUCAUUGCACGAAGUGGUUAACGGGUCUUCCUUCAUACCAAAUUCAUCCUGCUAGAUAUAUGUUGUUUUCUGCUAUCGGUUUGGACUUGCUCUUGUUUUCGGAAGUUACGUCUCGGCAUGCACUGUGGUCAGAUACCCUGUACUGUAUUCCACCUUGC
Molecule: messenger RNA, 649 nt
Organism: Laetiporus sulphureus 93-53
Lineage: Eukaryota; Fungi; Basidiomycota; Agaricomycetes; Polyporales; Laetiporaceae
Exons: 4
Coding region: 39-512 (157 amino acids)
Source: RefSeq, a predicted model, not a curated record